ACAUCUACAAUCUUUUCUAUCCCAUCCAAUUUCAUGGGUCUCAUCAUUACCGAAGACAACGAAGACUUCAGCAACGGAUCGCUCACCGAAGAAGAAGGGAUCGAUGAAACCAUGGAAGCUGUUGCCCAGGCUAUGGAAAACCAGUCCGGCAUCCAGUACGCUUCCAAGGGCAUGAAGUGUACUGUCAGAGACCUGUACCAAAGCAAGCCUGACAAGCAUGGCCGUACUUCUUGGACUACCGAUUAUCCCGACGACCUUGAAGAGCCAGCUGAAAAUCUUGAAUCUGCUCAAUACGCAUUGGUCAUACGGCACCAGAAAUGCUACGAUGGGCGGAAGCAACUUCAGAUCCAGUCCAUCGUGGUUCAGAGCCCGCUGCUCAAGAAGGUUUUAGGAAAGGUCCUGCAAAACUAUCCCGGAGUAACGACUAGCUUAGAUCGACUUGAGUUCACAGCGCCCUUCACACCUUUUGUGCAUCGGUGGGAAGCACUAGGUGAAGCGAGGGCAAAGGAGUCUGAUCCUGAGACUAAAGAACACGUCGAACUGCUCUGGGAGGUGCUUGAAAAGGAACUGAGGGACACCAUUUCGGAGAAGCAAGACUUGCUUGCUCAUGGGGUCGUGACCUACAAGGCCUGCUGGACCAUCUUUGAACCUGGCGCUCUCAUUUACCACAACGAUGAUGGGGUCGAUCGCGCAUAUUUCCUCCAAAACGGAGACUACGUCUGCGGGAAUUGUCCGGCCUACGUGUUGAACGUUCAGUCCAUCGAUUUCGACGGCGAACAGUUCGGUCACGUCACAUCCUCUCUGCGGAUCCCAGCAUUUGCUGGUACUACUCAAAUCACUCGUCUGUCGGCAUUCCCUUUGGCAUUCCAUCCUGAGCCCGAACUAGUGAAGAAAAACAUGGUGUCAAGAGGUCAGCUCUUCGAGGCUUACAAAGGAUAUCACUUCAAAGCCUAUGAGGGCAUUGCGUUCGGUUAUGGCCCGUGGGGAAUUGUGCGGUAUACUGUUAACAGCCGCAUCAUCAUCGACACCUAUGGAUGGAAUCGCUUCAAUCCGAAUCAGAGAGUAAGAGUCAGUCGCAUCAAACCGGCUGGUACGGACAUCAGCAUACUCCACUCUUCAGACGACGAGUACGAUUCAGAAGAAGACGAUGAUUCCGGGCGUGCGACACCAUCACAGACUCCUCCAUCGGACAUUCAAACUACUGAUUUGAGCGAAAAGCAGCUCAUGAUCUGUACAGAUAGGCUGCAUGGUUACUCUCUGAAGGAUAAGAAAUGGAUGAUGUUUCCACUUCGCGAGGUCAAAGAAAUCGUCUGGAACAAACGCGCGUUCGACUCUCUUGUCGCGCCAGUUGAGCAGAAAGAACUCAUCCUUGCUUUUGCUCAGUCUCAAGCUAAGAGCAAAGACACCUUUGAUGAUGUCAUUCAAGGAAAGGGCAAAGGAAUCAUCAUGCUCUUGAGUGGACCUCCAGGAGUUGGAAAAACACUUACUGCUGAGUCUGUUGCUGAAGUCAUGAAGGUUCCGCUGUAUACUAUGAGUGCUGGCGAUCUUGGCACCAUGCCAUCGGGUGUGGAGGCUGCUCUUUCCAAUAUCUUGGAAAUGAGCACGAAGUGGAACGCUAUUCUCCUUCUCGAUGAGGCAGAUGUGUUCCUGGAAGCUCGUAGCACCCACGACCUCGAAAGAAACAAGUUGGUUUCGAUCUUCCUUCGGUUGCUGGAGUACUAUGAAGGAAUACUGUUCCUGACAACGAACCGCGUCGACAACCUUGAUGCUGCUUUUGAAUCCCGCAUCCAUCUUUCCUUGGAGUACGAUGAUCUUGACGUCUCAUCUCGGCGUCAUGUGUGGACAUCCUUUUUGUCCCGGUCAUCCAAUGUCGCAGAGUUCUCGGCAGAGCAGUUGGACAGCCUGGCUGAGAAGCAGCUCAACGGGCGUCAGAUAAAGAACAUUCUCAAGACAGCGCAGCUUCUAGCCACAAAGAAGGAGGCUGCUCUGGACUUUGGGUAUGUAGAUACUGUGCUGCGUCUUCGGGAGGCCAACUCCAAGAAGAAAAGCUAUGCGUUGGAUGCCUGACGAAGUGGUGUAGCUACAUCCGGGGUAGUUGGUGAAUUGGACUCAGGCACAUCGAGUUAUUCGCGAGGUUAAGUAGUUCUCAUCAGAAGAAUAAAUUUUGUUCUCGGAUAAUUUGCCCAUCUUUCAAGAUACGCUGCCCACCUCUCAACUACACUUCGAAUAAAAUAUAUUAUACCUAUAGAGUACUUCUUAGAUAGUUUUAGAGAAAAAACUAUCUCGCUACGG
Messenger RNA from Aplosporella prunicola CBS 121167, 2292 nucleotides. RefSeq lists its product as uncharacterized. Gene Ontology annotation, molecular function: ATP hydrolysis activity; ATP binding. NCBI's taxonomy places the organism in Eukaryota, Fungi, Ascomycota, Dothideomycetes, Botryosphaeriales, Aplosporellaceae. The record is from RefSeq and is a predicted model, not a curated record. The transcript has 2 exons. The coding region runs from base 34 to 2067 and encodes 677 amino acids.